UACCCUUUUUGGUCCCGUAACUAUGCCUCUGGGUCCAUUUUGGUCCUCUUUCUUUUAAAAGUUUCAAAUUGGUCCCAUACGUUGUUUAACAGAAACAAGUUGGUAAUUUCUGUCAAAUAAUGUCUAACGGCGUUAAAAUUGAUUACGUGGAAAGAGCCGUUGCAUAGUGGAAUGUCUAGUCAGCACUAUCUUCUUCUUUAUUGCUUGCUGAAGGUUGUUCAUAUUUUUCCCCAAAUUCAACCCUAGAUGAAAUUGGUUCCCAAGAUCCCAAAUUGAAACCUAAAUUGUUAGUAAUCAUGAGUUCUAUGCGUCGCUCAUCAUCAACAAAUAGAAACCUAAGUGAGUCAUCUUCUUUCAGCACAUCUAAUCUUCCAUGGAAGCCUCUAUGUCGCUGUGGAGACAACGCGGCUCUUCGCAAGGCACGAACUGUCAAGAACUAUGGAAAGCUAUUUUGGGGUUGUCAACAUUUUAAGGGUCACAGUAAUCCUGGUUGUGGAUUUUUUCAAUGGUUCUAUGAAGAAUGUAAAGGUGAAAUUGAGCAAACCUUGAUGAAUGAUCAAUGGAAGUUUGAAGUUCUUAGUGAAGAGAUGGAAGAAGCCAAAAAACAGGUUGAAAUAUUGAGGCUUAAUAUUAUGGAAUUAGAGGAUACUUUGAAGAUCAACAUUAGGUGGAAGAAGAUUUGGAAGUUUAUGUUUUUUUGUGUGUUAUUUGUCUUAGCAGUCAAAAUGUUGUAAGAGAUCUCAAGUUGUUGUGACAGUGGGAUGUCUCAAGUUGUUUUAAGUCCAUCUACUAUUUUGUAUUAGGUUUAUGCUCUAUUUUGUGACAUUGGGAGACCAUAAACUGUUGGUCUAUUUUGUUUUAGUAAUCAAUAUGCUGUAAGUCCAUCUUCUAUUUAAUGAUAUGGAAUA
Vicia villosa (hairy vetch) is the source of this 908-nucleotide messenger RNA. RefSeq lists its product as uncharacterized. The transcript has 2 exons. The coding region runs from base 297 to 734 and encodes 145 amino acids. Gene Ontology annotation, molecular function: zinc ion binding. The record is from RefSeq and is a predicted model, not a curated record. Lineage: Eukaryota; Viridiplantae; Streptophyta; Magnoliopsida; Fabales; Fabaceae.